This is a messenger RNA of Fulvia fulva, 1182 nucleotides long. RefSeq lists its product as uncharacterized. The transcript has a single exon. NCBI's taxonomy places the organism in Eukaryota, Fungi, Ascomycota, Dothideomycetes, Mycosphaerellales, Mycosphaerellaceae. Bases 1 to 1182 code for a protein of 393 amino acids. The record is from RefSeq and is a predicted model, not a curated record.
AUGCCUAUCAAGGUCAACCGCCUUCCUAUCAGCGUCGCUGAUUUGAGGGUCUUCGAGGGUCCCAAGGAUGCUAUCAAGCUCGGCGUUCUCUUCGACAUCAACCACCGGUUUGGCAUCAAGCAGAUCGCCCAUAACUGGACCGUCAUCCACCCCAAUGAGCCGCAACUGAAAUCCUUGACCCUGUCAAACCGCCUGGUGAAUGCCAAGAAGAAGAUCACCAGAGACACCGGCAGGACCCACGACGAGCUGUCCCAGGAGCUCGAGGACGCGCUGGACCUUGUCGACUACAAGACCAACGGCAAGAAUAAGGAGGUCGAGAUCCCGUAUCAGCCGACCAGUCAGGCAGCUUCCGGCGCUGCUGGUCCCGCGCCACCACCGCCCCCGCCGGCCCCAACUACCGACGACACGGAUGACAAGGACGAGAACAAGAACAAGGUCCAGGCCGGUGGUGGGGAGGUCGAGAACGAGGAGAGUGACGGUGAAAAUGGCGCGGCGGGCAGCCUCACAGAGCAGCCCAAGAACAAGGGCAAGAAGCGAGCAGCCUCUGAGGACACCGAGCCUCAAGGCGAGAAGGAGGGCCCACCGUCGAAGCGCGCCAAGGCCAACAGCGCCCCAGGUGAGGAGCCGCCCGAGGGUGGCGAGACUGGCAGUGCUGUCGACGUUGCCGGCGGUCAAGACGCUGCCUCCCCUGAUGAGGGCGCUGGUGGUGAGGCGGCUCGCGGCGCGGAGAUUGACGACGACGACGACGCUGCCCAAGACGGUGGUGCUGGCGAGGCCGCUGGCUCUGGCGAGGCUCAGCGUCGCGGUGUUGUCUAUGGUGGCGCCGUCGAGACCACCCCGGGAGAUCCCAGCACUACUACUCCUGGCGCUGAGUGGAAUCCAACCCAAUAUGCCCCGUCCGUCCUCACCAACUCGAGGGAGGAUGUCGGCGGAGAGCCUCCUCUCCCAAAACUCCGUCAAGUCCAGUACGAGAAGAUGGGCUUGGAGGGCACUGCCCGCUUGCCUAAGAAGGAGCAAGCCAAGCUUGGCAAGACUAAGCUGGACUUCGUCUCCGGCGAGGGCAAGGCUGCUCAAGCUGGCCAGGACGUUCCGGAGGCUGAGGGCAACACCGAGGAGGACGUUGACAAGGACGCAAGCACCGAGGAUGUCGAGGAGGACGGCGAGAAAGAGAACGACGUCUAG